Molecule: messenger RNA, 1578 nt
Organism: Trichomonas vaginalis G3
Lineage: Eukaryota; Parabasalia; Trichomonadida; Trichomonadidae
Exons: 1
Coding region: 1-1578 (525 amino acids)
Source: RefSeq, a predicted model, not a curated record
AUGAUUGAUGAUGUUAAUCUAAUUGUGGACAUUGGAAAUACAAAAACAGUCGCAUAUCAAUCGAAACAGGGACAACCGGUAAUAUUUAAUAUCUACAACAACAAAGUUAUCUCAACUUUGCUUAUUUUUAGUGAAAGACAGAUCACUUUUGGCAAUGAAGAUACAUCCCAAGCGAACGAAAAUUCCACAUUUAGAAAUAUUAUACAUCAUUUUUUAUACAAAAAGAAGUAUUAUUUUGAGGAUAAAACUGAUACAUAUUUAAUCAGUCCACAAACAGCUCUUGCAUCAUUCUUUAAGAAAUUAUCAGAUGAAUCAAACGGAUCCACUCAUUUUUACACAAUUAUUCCAGCAUGGUGGCCAGAAGAAGAAGUAGCUGAAUUUGCCAAAGCUGCAGAGGUUGCUGGUGUCUCAAUUACUCCAAUAAACUCAUUUGAUGCAAUAGUUCACGGAUAUUUUAAUUUAGUCGAUGUAGAUUACGAAAUCAAGUAUAUUGUAUUUGAUAUUGGAAGCCUUGGUAUUCAGUGCUACAAGUUUGCCACAUAUAAAGACGAUUUUGAGUACCAAAACUACAGUUUCAUCGAAAUCGGAAAUAAAAACAUUUUAAAGUGUUUUUCUGAUGUAAUUUCCCAGCAAAUAGGUGAUGAAAAGAUGAGGAAAAUCUAUUCUAAGAAGAUUGGAUCAAGAUCUUACAAAAAUGCUGUUGAAAAGUGCCAAAAAGACAUGAUGGACUGGAAAUUAUCCAACUUUAAGCUCAUACAAGAAGAUAUUAACCUACAAGUCAAAAGAGAUGACAUUGAAAAAACAAAAUACUAUAAACAAAUUUCAAAAGUUCUCAAAGAGAAGAUUGCUGAGUUUAUUGGAAAUGAUUUCGAUUACCAUAUCGAAAUAUUAGGAAAUCCAUUUGCAAAAAGCUUUAUUUCAGAAUUAAUUGAAAAAAACCGUUCUGAAAAACAAAUUCCCGCGACAACUGACGCAAAAUGUUACAAUACAAUGACAGAAAGUGUACUUUGCUAUGGUGGCGUAAGCUAUUACAUCAACAGUAUUAAGAAUCCAAAUUUGAUUUCGAAAGAUUACGGAAGAAGCAAAGCUUUGAGUUCAAUUAAUGUAUAUAGAAGUUCAGGUCUCGAAAUUGAGCAUGAAAAGAAAUCAUUUGGAGCUACAGAUCUAAACGGAACAGAUAUUGUUCCUAAUUAUGAUGAAAAGGAUUAUAAGUUCAUUAAAAGCAAGCUUGAUUACUAUAAGGAACUCGAUGAAUACGCAGAAAUCGAAGCUGACAUGGAUGAACUUGAAAUUGAAGAUUACGAAACAGUUACAAAGGAGAACAAAGAAAAGGCACUGCAAGAAGGAAGAGACGCAAUAAAACAAAUGUUUAAAGACAAAGGAUUUGAUGAAACAGAUUUAAACAAUUUUGAAAGAGAAAAUGACGAAAAAAUCAAAGAAAUAUAUAGUAAAUGCUGUGAUAUUGGCAAGCAGCUCAAGGAUAGGAAAUAUAUUUACACAGAUUGGCUUGCUCCAAUUGAAAACGCUAAUGCUCAAGUAUCUGUGGAACCAGAAAUGUCAGUCAAAGAAAAUUAUUAA